ACCCAAAAGAACUGAUAUCAGUCAGACCCUGUCUCUCUCUCUCUCUCUCUCUUGUCUUGGUUCAGAAAAUUCCAUAUGGAUCACGAUGGAAUGUCGGGCGGCUUCUGCAUAAGAUCAUCGCGUGGCGGCGGCGGUGCAAGCGGCGGUGGCAGUAAGUGCGGUCGUUGGAAUCCGACGGCAGAACAAGUAAAAGUCCUAACAGACUUGUUCCGGUCAGGUCUCCGAACUCCGAGCACCGAGCAGAUCCAAAAGAUCUCUUCUCAACUUAGCUUUUAUGGUAAGAUAGAAAGCAAAAACGUAUUCUAUUGGUUUCAAAACCACAAAGCUAGAGAAAGACAGAAAAGACGAAGAGUCACUGUCCUCGGAGUUUCCUCCCCUCCUCCUCAUCCUCCUCACAACAAUAACCCCGCCGCCGCUGAUCAAACUCACCACAAGUUGCCCCCUAAUUCCUCAACAUGUUUGAUGGAUUUAAAGGAUGUGGGUGAGCCUGUGGAGAGAUCAGUGAGGGAGACACUGCAGUUGUUUCCUUUGAAUUCCAUCAUGAGUCAGUCCCCGGAGAAUAAUGAUCAUCAUCAUCAUAAGUUCUUGAGGAGGAGAUAUAAUAAUAAUAAUCAUAAUUUGGGAGGAGAUUAUUGCAGCAGGCUGGAGAUUAAUAAUAAUAAUAAUAUUAGUGCAUCAUCGGUGACAAAUAAUUCGAUAUCUUAUAAUGGUGCUAGGUUUGGUUCUCAUGGUCAGCAGUACAUGACGAUCAUGGAUCAUCCACCUUUAGAUUUGUGUUUAAGUUUCAUGUAG
Molecule: messenger RNA, 792 nt
Organism: Impatiens glandulifera
Lineage: Eukaryota; Viridiplantae; Streptophyta; Magnoliopsida; Ericales; Balsaminaceae
Product: WUSCHEL-related homeobox 5-like
Exons: 2
Coding region: 76-792 (238 amino acids)
Biological process (GO): plant organ development
Molecular function (GO): DNA binding; DNA-binding transcription factor activity
Source: RefSeq, a predicted model, not a curated record